AGACAUCGCGCUUCUUUCAUUAAUGGAUAGUAAAAAUAACGCUAUUGAAUAUGUCUCUGAGUGGUUUAUAAAGACAGAUCUCCGGAUGAUAUGUGUGAAAAUGGAAAAAUCAAAUUAGUUUCUUGUCGAGCCAGGACUAUUUUACAAUAUCACAAACCUGAUGCUCAAUGCACAGAAAAGCAACAUCGAUCGAGAUUGCAGUUCCAUUUACGAAACAAACCCUAUGACAUUAUACGCACAAUGGCUCUGAAAGACUACUUCGUGUUUCUUGUAUGUCUAUUGGUUGGAAGUUUCACAUUCUGCGAUAGUGCCAAAGUUUUGUUCAUCGGGUUUUAUGGAGCGCCUAGUCACAUGACGGCCCUGAUUCCUAUAGGAAGAAGCCUUGUUGGUCGUGGUCAUGAGGUGACGUUUCUAAUCAAUGAUAUUAUGAGUGAUAACUACGAUCAGACGGAAUACACGGAAUAUUUCAAGUUUGAACGCUACAUUUAUCAAAAUCUGGAUCGAGAAUUAGUUCACUUGAACAAACAAGUAAAUGAUUUGGUUUUCGCCGAUGGCCACCUUAGUCAAAUGAUUGUUUUGGUAUCGUUGUUUGCGAAUCUAAAUCGUCAGAUUUGCGAGGCAAUAUUUAGCGACAAGAAGCUCAUGAAACGAUUGGAAAAGAUGGACGUCGUUGUUGGUGAUGUGUUUUGGCCAUGCGGGAUCUAUGUUAAGUCGUUCCUCUCGAAAUAAAUGAACAAACAAGUUCACGGAGUCCUUGUUUCACCGACUGCGACGAACGUAUACGUACAGCAGCUUGCUGGAUCACCAGUUCACCUUUCAUAUCAACCUAUGUCUAACACAAGACUGUCCUGUAACAUGACGUUCUUGGAACGCGUCAUCAAUACUAUGGCCUACCUGGUAGGUAACUUAUUUAGUCAUAUCUUGGUUGAGAGGCCCUAUUACGAAAUAGCAGACACAUACAGCCUGGAUCAGAGUAUAAAAAGCUCUAUUAAGGAUGAAGUCAAUCUUUAUCUCAUCAACACCGAAUUCGCAGUUGAGUUCCCGUAUUCCUUAACGCCAAACAUCAUCCCUGUCGGUGGGUUAACGACAAGAGCAGCUAGACCUUUGAAUGAUGAAUUGGAAAACUUAAUGCAAAGUUCUGGAGAGCGAGGAGUCGUUGUCUUCUCUCUUGGUUCAAGUUUCACACAGCUAACUAAGUCUAAACCUGAGCUCACUCAAGUUUUCCUGGAGGCAUUUGGUCGUUUGCCUCACAAGGUGUUGGUUCAUCUAGAAGCAGAUUCCCUAGAGGAAAAACCUGAAAACAUCAAAGUGCUGCCAUGGCUUCCCCUCCAGGAUAUUCUUGGUCACCCUAAGACUCGUCUCUUGGUCUAUCACGGUGGCAACAAUGGCUUCCUCGAAGCAGUCUAUCAUGGUGUUCCUCUCGUCAUCAUGCCCCUAGUUGGUGACCAGAUCGACAUCUCCAUAAAGGUCAAGACAAUGAGACUAGGUACCACCCUUGACAAGAUGCAGUUGAGCGCUAACUACAUCUACCAAACCCUGACAGAAGCUCUGCAGAAUCCAGAGUACAGUAAGAACGUGAAGCGUGCCUCGGCUAUUUUCAAAGACCGGCCAAUGACAGCCCCUGAUCGAGCAGCUUUUUGGAUUGAGCACGUCAUCAAACAUGGUGCUAAGCUACAUGCGAUCCCCUGCCCACGACUUAUCGUUUAUUCAGUAUUAUUUAUUAGAUGUGAUUUUGGUGAUAACUUCUUUAAUUUUGACAAUAAUGUAUCUCGUUUACAAACUGCUUAGAUUGUGCUUGCCUCCAUAUUACUGUAAAAGGAAAAAUCAAGAAUGACUAGAUUGUUCAUUAAUGUUUUUCAUUCCUUUUUUUUUAGAAUGGACUCAACAUGUUAAAGAUGAGCAACUUUCAUAGUCUAUAUACAAUCUGCCUUACAAGUCUAUCAUCAUAUGCGGCUCCUUUUCGGAUCAUUUGGACCCAUAUCUCUCAAUCAUUAUGCCAUUCUCCCGGUCUCAUCUCCUUGUCUUUCUUUUGUGCUUUAUGUACUUCUAUUAUGCAAAUAAAUCAGGUUUUUAUUAUGAUUCUAUUCAGGAUAUAACUGUCCAAAUGUUAGGCCCGUUCUUCACACAAGGGAAUAUUAAUGUAGGGCCUACCUCAGAAAUGCAAUUGUGCUACAUAUUCCAAUACAUAUAUAAAAGAGCAGGGAUCUGCAUCUUUUCACAGGAUAAUAAAUUUGUAAAUUAGACACUGAUGUAUAUAGCAUAUCACACAUGGCAAACGUAAUUGAUUUAUUUAAACGCGCCAGAGUAGAAGACAAUCGUCGAUCAGAAUAGGGGCCCGUUUCUACUUCAUGCAAAUAAACUUGCAAUGAGUUACUCUAAGAGGAGGAUAGACAAUCACAAAAAAUAGGUAUUUUCUUACGUAUCGAUUAAUUGCAGGCAAACAAAAAGUAUCUUUGUCUAAUGAACCCCCAAAUGGUUCCAGUAGUCACAAUAUUAUUACUGUUUAUGUUUUGAUUGUGUCGUGUUUUCUCACAUUCAUGGGAAUAACGGGCAUAAAUACAACUUCAAAGUGUGCAUACAAUGUGAAAUAAAACGAGUCAGCUGGAUGCUGAAGUCAAGUUAUUACGUAUCUAAUCACUUUUUUUAGUUUGAAUAAGAUUAGCUGAUUAAGACUUCAGUGAAAAACAAGAGAACCAUCCAACAUAAUUACUUUUACGGUUUGGCUUUAAAAAAAAUUUAUUCUCAAACUAACAAAACGGUGCGGUAAGGACACAUGGUAUGUAUUAAGUCUUAAUUGUUGACAGGGACAAAUUUAUGGCAGAGAAUAUUUUGUCAGAGGAAUUAUCAUUGGAAAGGAUAUGCCAAAGUACUAUUGACAUGAACUGUUUCAUUUUGCAAACUGCAAUCGACUGACGACUAAUCAAAGAAAAUAAUUCUGCAACAUGGAAAUAGAAGGAUUAGGUUGAGGAUGAUGGAAUGUGCAGUGGAUCGGGCAAGAGGUUAGGGCGUUUGCUAGAGUUAACAUGAAUCAAGCUAUAAUCACCAAGGGACAAACCCGAAGUCAAUUCUUCAGACAUUUCUAAUAAGAUUGUUGAAAGAUCUUUUUGGAUACACAUCAAUGUUCACAAAGACAUUUACAAGAACCAUCAGCUAAAGAGAGUAUCUGAAAGUAUCUACAAAACCCCCACAGCUUACGAGAUGAACCAAGUAAAAACAGAGGCACAGAAAAUUAUUGUUUACGGAUAUUGACCGUAUUUUAUCUAAAGUAGCCCCCCCCCCCUACAUGUAAAUAAAACAUACCUAAAAGAUAUCAAAGAUUCCAUGAGGAGUCCUGAUGUAUCUCAAUGCCAUGUAGUAUCAUGGUUUGCAUUGUUUUGUUAUGCCUUGCUCUUCUGGCCUUGGCUGUGGUCAAAUACUCUUACCCCAUCAUAGUCUCAGAUAGAAAUGACGAAUACAAAACAAAGGUAAAAUCUGUAUCACUGGACUUUAGUCCUUCGGUCUAUGAGCAGUGGUUAUAAGUACCAUUAAAACACUGCUAGAUUCCAACCGAUUGUGAUCAUUAUCUUGCCUUUAACACCUUAUCAAUGUCUACGUCAUUGUGUCUCUGACAAAAACGAAUUAUAUCCCACCGCUGCCACCAUUAUAAUGGAGCCUUCAUUGAAAAUUAUGUGAGGUUGACUUAAUCACCCAUACCUCUACAACUCUACCAAUACAUAUAUCGCCUCUGCCAUCCAAGUGGAGGAGGCUUUUGUAAUUUUUCAGUCUGAGCAAGCAUUUACCACUUUAAUAAACUAGUCUACAAAAAUAUUAUAUGAUCCUUGUCUGUUUCUGAUCCUGUUGAAGUAUUUCCCAAGGGCACUCGGCAGAGCUGCGUUCCACCGCAUCAAUGCUAAGCUGGUAUAUAACCAAUUACAUAGGAAACAUUUUACCUGUAAGUUGAUCAGUCAUAGCGGCUGACCUUAUAGACGACAGAAAACAAAUUCUCCGACCUUUAUGGUUAUAAUUAGAGACAAUGGCCGAGCUGAGAUUCAAACUCAUAACCUCACAAUCAUGCCUCCAUAUCAUUAAACUUCUACAUCACACAUCUAUUCAAAGGCCCCCUCAAAACAUACAGACUUCCACCACAACUUGAUCCUACCACUGCCACCUACCUUUAUUGUGGACUUUUUUUUAGUCAGGUUGACUCUUCAUAAUCUUCUCUCACCAUCUUUGCCAAGCCACCCUCCACAACACAUCCCACUGCUGCCACAAUUAUAUGACACACACGCAUUUCUUAUGAUCUAAUAAAAUUGUCCCUUUAUUACCCUAAUCACCACUUAACUAAUGCCUUCACCACAUAGAUGUUACAUUUCAUUGGCCUCCAUCACAUCCCAACACUGCCUCCAUAUAUACAGAGGAGGCAUUGAUAAAGGCAUGACAUACCAAAAAAUAACAAAGCAGAUGAUAUGAACAGAUAUUAUCAUACGUAAAAGGUUCUCCACACUCACCUACUUCUUUUCUCUCUAAUCAAAUAAAAAUAAAUGUCUCACAUUCCCUCUUGAUAUUCUGAAUCCUCACACUCCAGAAAAAAACAUUUAGAAUGAUCAAAUGGAUUAUCAAUAUACAGUACUUCGAAUCAAUAGAUAACUAUCCAAAGUUUUUAUGCUAUUCAUGGAAUACUGUUUAUUGAGACAGCAAUAUCAAUAAAGAGAAGGAAUCUAAUCCAUUCUAGAUAUAGAUUAAAUUCUACUGGUUACACUUUGGAUAAUCGGGUAUUCAAAUAUACAAGUACAAAUGAGAAAAAAACAUAGCAAAAUGGGUUUCAUUGUAAACAUGUGGGGGUAAGAACUUGUGCAACUAUCUUGAGAUUUGGUCAUUUUGUAAUUCCAUGUGAUUGACAAUGGCUCUUUGCAGUUGCUGUGUACAACUAUAGAAUUAAAACAUUUUAUUAACAAGAGGAAAUCAAGAGAAAAAAAUAAUAGGGAAACACAGAGAGGGGAAGAAUGGGAGAAAGUUAAAUGGGGGUGGGGUGGGAGAGAAAAGAUAAAAUAGAGAGUAAUGUAGUGACAAUAUUGAGCUUUCUUAAUGGGUAAGUCCAUCAAACAGAAACAUGAUAUGAAUAAAUGAAUCAAUUUUUUAUGUAAAUUAGAGUAAAACCAUUUUUAUAUUUUGCUUGAUUUUAUGAAAACAGUUAUACAUGUACAUCAUGGUUGGUAUGGAAAUGAGGAAACAGAUGACAUCACCCACCCACCAUUUUCUUUUUGUUUAUUAUUAUGAAACAUGGAGUAUUUUUAUUUCUCCUCAUAAUAAUGUGCAACAAAUUUGCUUUGUAAGCAUGUGGCAUUUCCACUCUUUUAACUUAU
Messenger RNA from Lytechinus pictus (painted urchin), 5342 nucleotides. Its product is annotated as UDP-glucuronosyltransferase 2C1-like. The transcript has a single exon. The record is from RefSeq and is a predicted model, not a curated record. The coding region runs from base 730 to 1788 and encodes 352 amino acids. Gene Ontology annotation, molecular function: UDP-glycosyltransferase activity. NCBI's taxonomy places the organism in Eukaryota, Metazoa, Echinodermata, Echinoidea, Temnopleuroida, Toxopneustidae.